CCUCACCUCUCGCCUUUUCGCCAUCCCCCUUCUGCCUGCGAGGGAAGAAGGCGAUGCUUUCGUUUUCCCAAGGCUGAACAAGUGGAUUCCCCUGGUCGCGCGUGAGAGGAGCUACUGACACCACAACUGCUAACAUGUCUGGUGCCUACGACGAGUCUGCCAGCCUGGAGGAGACCUCAGACAGUUUCUGGGAGGUUGGGAACUACAAGCGGUCGGUGAAGCGUAUCGACGACGGCCACAGGCUCUGCAACGACCUGAUGAACUGCAUCCAAGAGCGGGCCAAGCUGGAGAAAGCCUACGCCCAGCAGCUGACCGAGUGGUCCAAGAGAUGGAGACAGCUGGUCGACAAAGGUCCUCAGUACGGCACGGUGGAGCGCGCCUGGGUCUCGCUGAUGAACGAGGCGGAGAAGGUGAGCAACCUUCACCAGACGGUGAAGAACGGCCUGAUGGGCGAGGACUUUGAGAAGGUGAAGAACUGGCAGAAGGACUCCUACCACAAGCAGAUGAUGGGGGGCUUCAAGGAAACCAAAGAGGCGGAUGAGGGCUUCAAGAAGGCCCAGAAGCCUUGGGCCAAGAAGCUGAAGGAGCUGGAGGCUGCCAAGAAGUCGUACCACGUGGCCUGCAAAGAGGAGAGGCUGGCCUCCACCAGGGAGACCAACGGCAAGGCCGAUGGCUCCGUGAACGCCGACCAGCUGAAGAAACUUCAAGAGAAAGUGGACAAGUGCAAAGUGGAUUCACAGAAGGCCAAGGAAAAGUACGAGAAGGCUGUGGACGAGCUCAACAAGUGCACGCCUCCGUACAUGGAGAACAUGGAGCAGGUCUUUGACCAGUGUCAGCAGUUUGAGGAGAAGAGGCUGAGCUUCCUCAGGGAGGUGAUGCUGGACGUCAAACGCCACCUCAACCUCACAGAGAACCAAAGUUACGCGUCAGUGUACCGGGAACUGGAACACACCAUCACCUCAGCCAGCCCUCAGGAAGACCUGCAAUGGUUCAACAACAAUCACGGCCCAGGCAUGCACAUGAACUGGCCGCAGUUUGAGGAGUACAACCCGGACCUGGCCUACAGCAUCGUCAAGAAGGAAAAGUUCAAGAAAGGCAGUGAGGGCAUCAUGCUGACCAAUGUCACCACAGCCGUAGACCACGCUCAGGCUGCGGACCAGGGCAGCUUGAGCAGCUCCGAGAAGAACCAGGCCUACACGGCCUCCAACGAGUGGUCGGACGAGGACCAGACGGCACCCAACUCCGCCAGCGACACCAACGGAGGCGCCAACCCCUUCGAGGAAGAGACGGGCGGGGGGGUGAGGGUGCGGGCGCUCUACGACUACGAGGGCCAGGAGCAGGACGAGCUCAGCUUCAGUGCGGGCGACGAGCUGACGAAGCUGGAGGACGAGGACGAGCAGGGCUGGUGCAAAGGUCGCCUAGACAACGGCCAGCUGGGUCUUUACCCGGCCAAUUACGUGGAGCCCGUCUAGCGGUCCUCCCCACUCCAGACCGGACUGAACCCUGAACGCACGUUGACUUGCUGGCCGUCCGCCCCACGGAGCGACGCAUCAUGUGACUCCUGAUUCUGCAUUCCUACGUCAAACGCUCUUCAAGGUCAAAGGAGCUCCUCUGUAUAUAUAUUUUUUUUACCACCUGGAUGCUGUACGUGUUUACACCUCAUGGAACUAUUGACUCUUUAGUUCCAGCAGGUAUUCAAGACCGGGUAUUCAAGACCAGGUAGGCUACAUGGUGUUAGCAUAGCAUCACAACUGCAAACAGAACCCAUGGACACACACAAAAAAAUGUCAUUUUUACAUUUGCCAUGUACUGAAUACAUAAAAACCUGUCAAGAACUGUGGUUCGCACACUUUUUACACCAAGUAGCACCUUGCAUGUACCACCUUUUUAUCAAAAUUUAGAUGUGCUAGUUUUAGGUUAACAAUCGGAUUGAAUAUGUCAAUCAAUGAGUAUUUAACCCUCUUUAGGCUCUAAAAACAUUUUGGAUUCUUUUUUUUUUUUUUUUACUUUUUUGGCCUAAACUUCUCAAUAAAUUUCAAUACUAAAUAGGGUUGUUCUCAUACCAAUAUUUUAGUACCGGUACCGGUACCAAAAUGUAUUUCGAUACUUUUCCAAAUAAGGGGGACCACAACAAAUGUCAUUAUUGACUUUAUUUCAACAAAAAAAUCUUAGGGUAAAUUAAAAAUAUGGUUAUUAUUGUAAUUUAGUCCUUAAAUAAAAUAGUGAACAUACUAGACAACUUGUAUUUUAGUAGUAAGUAAACAAACAAAGACUCCUAAUUAGUCUGCUGACGUAUGCAGUAACAUAUUGUGUCAUUUAUCAACAAUUUAAUAAACAAAUUAAUUUAAUUUAAUUAAAUUAAUAAUAAAUUAAAUUAAUUAAAUAAAUAAAUUGAAUAAACAAACAAAGACUCCUAAUUAGUCUGCUGACGCAUGCAGUAACAUAUUGUGUCAUUUAUCAACAAUUUAAUAAACAAAUUAAUUAAAUUAAAUUAACAAUAAUUUAAAUAAUAAUAAAUUAAAUAUAUUAAAUAAAUAAAUAAAAAUUAAUAAACAAACAAAGACUCCUAAUUAGUCAGCUGAUGUAUGCAGUAACAUAUUGUGUCAUUUAUCAACAAUUUAAUAAACAAAUUAAUUAAAUUAAAUUAAAUUAAUAAUAAAUUAAAUAAUAAUUAAUUUAAUUAAUAAACAAUUU
Molecule: messenger RNA, 2694 nt
Organism: Entelurus aequoreus (snake pipefish)
Lineage: Eukaryota; Metazoa; Chordata; Actinopteri; Syngnathiformes; Syngnathidae
Gene: pacsin1b
Product: protein kinase C and casein kinase substrate in neurons 1b
Exons: 10
Coding region: 135-1472 (445 amino acids)
Biological process (GO): cytoskeleton organization; positive regulation of dendrite development; regulation of endocytosis
Cellular component (GO): plasma membrane; cytoplasm; endosome
Molecular function (GO): protein binding; phospholipid binding
Source: RefSeq, a predicted model, not a curated record